CGCCAUUAUGAGGUGGACGGGAUACCCCUGAAAAAGGACAUUCUAUUAUGGUUUUCUUCCCCCUAAAAACUGUUCUUGCAUGCAAUUCGACCUUGAAAUAAGAACACCACACUUCAGUCCCGUCGCUGCCCGGAUUCGAGGUGCUGCUUGUGUAGCACACAGUUAAAGCUUCCUGCCCGUUAAACCCUGUUUCCCCGCAGGAGAACGUUGACCAGAUGCCCACUGGUCUGAUGUUGAUAGGAAACAAACAAGACCUUGAGGACAUGAACGAGAGAGAGGUUUCCACGGAGACAGGGGAGACUUUUGCCAAGAUAUACAAUGCUCAGUUCAUGGAGACCAGUGCAAAGUCAGGAUUCAAUGUCGGCAAUUGUCUCAUGAACCUUGUCAGAACAAUCAAGAUCUACUACGAGCAGGACAGUUCGGAGCGGAGAGAGAGAGGUAUUCAAAUCAACAACAAACCCAAGAGCUCCGGUUGCUGUGGCAGAUAGUGUCAGACUCAGUCCUCAUGAAUCAUUUUUCUGAUCCCAUACUAACAUCUCUACCGCCGCCAUGUACUACAUCUUCACUGUCUCUUGUCACUUUCACAACAAUAAUAAUAAUACGGUGUGUUUUUUGAGUCAAUAACAAUCCCAUCAUUGUUUUGUACAGCUAUUAUUGCAAUUUUUGACGUGAAAAAGAGGAUUUGCACCACUCAGCAGGAAAUAA
This is a messenger RNA of Geodia barretti, 705 nucleotides long. Lineage: Eukaryota; Metazoa; Porifera; Demospongiae; Tetractinellida; Geodiidae. The record is from the annotation of a GenBank genome assembly.